Molecule: messenger RNA, 1348 nt
Organism: Pelecanus crispus (Dalmatian pelican)
Lineage: Eukaryota; Metazoa; Chordata; Aves; Pelecaniformes; Pelecanidae
Source: RefSeq, a predicted model, not a curated record
GUGCUGUGAGUGCGGGGCCUCUCUGUCCCACCAGUACUAUGAGAAGGAUGGGUGCCUCUACUGCAAGAAGGAUUACUGGGCACGCUUUGGGGAGCUCUGCCAUGGCUGCUCCGAGCAGAUCACCAAGGGGCUGGUCAUGGUGGCUGGGGAGCAGAAGUACCACCCCGAGUGCUUCAGCUGCCUCAACUGCCGCACGUUCAUCGGGGACGGGGACACCUAUGCACUGGUGGAACGCUCCAAGCUCUACUGCGGGCACUGCUAUUACCAGAUGGUGGUGACGCCGGUCAUCGAGCAGAUCCUGCCAGAUUCGCCGGCUUCCCGCAUCCCGCACACAGUCACGCUUGUCUCCAUCCCUGCCUGCUCCGAUGGCAAGCGUGGCUUCUCCGUCUCCAUUGACCAGGGCUGCGGCACCGAGCACCCACGCACCGUCCGCGUCCGAGAGGUGGAUCCAGACUGCAUCAGCCCUGACAUGAAGAACUCCAUCCAUGUGGGCGACCGCAUCCUGGAGAUCAACGGCACCCCCAUCAGCCACGUCCCCCUGGAUGAGAUCGACCUGUUGAUCCAGGAGACCAGCCGCCUGCUCCAGCUGACCAUCGAGCACGACCCCCACGAGCCUCUUGCCCACGAGUCAGGACUUGCCUGCAGUCCCCUGCCUGCCCUGUGCAGCCCCCUGCGCUCCCCGGCCCCCCUGCCCUGCGGGGAGCCCGGUGCCAUGCGCCAGCGGACUGUCAUGAGGAGCUGCAGCACAGACAAGUCUCCAGGCUCCGGCUCGGUGGGCUCACCUGCAUCCCAACGCAAGGACAUCGGUCGCUCUGAGUCAUUGCGUGUUGUCUCCCGUGCCCAUCGCAUCUUCCGCCCCUCUGAUCUGAUCCACGGCGAGGUGCUGGGCAAGGGCUGCUUUGGCCAGGCCAUCAAGGUGACGCAUCGGGAGACAGGCGAGGUGAUGGUCAUGAAGGAGCUGAUCCGCUUUGACGAGGAGACGCAGAGGACCUUUCUCAAAGAGGUGAAGGUGAUGCGCUGCCUGGAGCACCCCAACGUGCUGAAAUUCAUUGGGGUGCUGUACAAGGAGAAGAGGCUCAACUUCAUCACGGAGUACAUCAAGGGUGGCACCUUGAGGGGCCUCAUCAAGAGGAGGAGCUAUGAUGAGAAGGUGGACAUCUUCUCCUUCGGCAUUGUCCUGUGCGAGAUCAUCGGCCGGGUGAGCGCUGACCCUGACUACCUGCCCCGCACCACUGACUUUGGCCUCAACGUCAGGGGCUUCCUGGACCGCUACUGCCCCCCCACCUGCCCCCCCAGCUUCUUCCCCAUCGCUGUCUGCUGCUGCGACCUGGACCCUGAGAAGCGGUGA